AUGUCAAUUAAAGCCCAUCAAGCCACUGCAUCUGAUAGCAUGUACCCAGGUCAGUCUCUGGCAUGGAACCAGACCCUUAUUUCCAGAAGUGGAAUUUUUGAAAUGGGUUUCCUCAAACCUGGUAAGUCUCGCUUCUUUCGCCUAGGCAUAUGGUAUAAAAUUAUAUCAGAGUUUACGGUGGUUUGGGAAGCUAAUCAUGUAUUCUCGAACCCAACACUACAACUUUCUGAGGAUGGUGACUUGUUGACUUUUGAGCCCGAGUUUACAACCGGUACAUGGCUGCCAGGGGCCAAGGUGCCUGCUGUCAAUACAACUACCAAUGAAAGUGAUGAUAGUUUUCAUUAUCGUAUUCCGUUUCUAGCUAAAGGGCAGUUCUCUGCUGAAUUAGAAGUAGAAAAAGAUGGAAUGGGUUACUUGAUAUUAUAUAAUACUAUUCUUCCUGAUGGCCAUCAGUAUAAGUAUGGCAGGACAAUGAUUUACGCCAAUGGAAUUCAGUUCGGAAGACACCUUCGCAAAGUUGUGAGAUUUUGGGCAUCUGCGGGGACAAUGGUAUCUGUAAUGAGCGGAAUUUACCUCUUUGUGAUUGCCCCAAAGGAUUUAGACCAAAAGAUCCAAGAAAGUGGGACUUAUUUGAGUACACAGGAGGGUGUCAGAGAAGCAAGCCUUUAG
Molecule: messenger RNA, 669 nt
Organism: Quercus robur (English oak)
Lineage: Eukaryota; Viridiplantae; Streptophyta; Magnoliopsida; Fagales; Fagaceae
Product: S-locus-specific glycoprotein S14-like
Exons: 3
Coding region: 1-669 (222 amino acids)
Source: RefSeq, a predicted model, not a curated record